Molecule: messenger RNA, 1665 nt
Organism: Monoraphidium neglectum
Lineage: Eukaryota; Viridiplantae; Chlorophyta; Chlorophyceae; Sphaeropleales; Selenastraceae
Product: ZIP family transporter
Exons: 8
Coding region: 1-1665 (554 amino acids)
Biological process (GO): zinc ion transmembrane transport
Cellular component (GO): membrane
Molecular function (GO): zinc ion transmembrane transporter activity
Source: RefSeq, a predicted model, not a curated record
AUGGGCCUGGCCUGCACAUCCAGGCUGCUGUUGACCCUCACCCUCUACUUGCUGCUGUGCGCCGUCGCCUCGCGCCCCUGCGCUGCCGCCGCCGCUGCCUCGCACCACGCCGGGGGGCGCCUGGAGCCGCUCCCCCUAGACGACAGCCCGGCGCAGCGGCUGUUUGGCGUGCUUGGUGCGGAGGAGCCCUUGGAGGCGCAGGACUUGCGGCAGCUGAUCGCGCGGCUCAGGGACGCCUGCGGCGGCCCCCACCCCUCCGCGACGCACCAGCUGACUGUUGCUGGCAUCCUCCAGCAGUUCAGCAGGGGGGGCAGCGUUUUGGACGAGGGCGCCGCGCAGAGGGCCUGCACCGCAAUCAUGGCCUGCCAGCUGGACCAGUCGUGCCACCUCGGCGAUGCGCCCCCAGGCGGCGGCGGCGACGGCGGCCUGGUGACGCCGCAGCUGCGCGCUGUUGUGGCGGUCGGCCUGGGCCUGGAGGCCCUUCUCGGCAUCUACAUCCCCAUACUCUUGCGGUCCGUGGCCGGCUACGAGUGGUGGCUCAGUCUCCUCAACUGCUUCUCAGGCGGCGUCUUCGUGGCCGCAGGCCUAAUCCACUUGCUGCCCCACUGCCAAGAGUCCCAGCAGCGGCUGCCGGCGCUGGCCGGCGUAGAGUAUCCAUUGUAUCUCGUCCUCAUUGUUGGGGGCUACAUGCUGGUGCUGUUUGUGGAGCGAGUGCUCUUCAGCGUGCACGACGCCGCGCACGCCCACACACACACCGGCAUCGUCAGCCGCGUCAACAGCGGCGAGCUUCUGCUGGCGACGCCGGCGCCGGCGCCCGCGGCGCCUGCGCAGCGCGGCGAGGAGGGUGAGGGCCACCACGGCCAUGCGCACGCGGAGGGCGCCGCGUCCGCGUCGGCACCGGCGGGCGGGACGCCGGGCGUGGUAACCCGGCGCCAGGCCGCGGCGAUCGCCGCGGAGCAGCUGCAGAAGCCGCUGCUGCCCGCGGGCGGCGGCGACGACGGCCUGCCGCACGGGCACUCGCACUCGCACUCGCACGGCGGCGGCGGGCGCGGGCACUCGCAUGUGUGCCGGCACGGGCAUGAGGGGCCGGCGCCUGGACAUGGGGACCUGCGGCAGGGCAUAGUGCUGGUGGUGGCCAUGUCCGUGCACACGUUCUUGGAGUGCAUGGCGCUUGGUCUCAUGGACGGCCGCCGCGAGUUCUUCGUGCUGCUUGGCGCCAUCGCCAGCCACAAGCUCAUCAGCGGGCUGGCCCUGAGCUCGCGCUUCCUCAAGGAGGGCGCCACCAACCGCCAAGUACUCGUGGGCGUCGGCCCCUUUGUGCUGGUGGCGCCGUCCGCCAUCCUGCUGGGCGCGUUCGCGCGCGACGUGGACCCGAUGCUGACGCUGGUGCUGAGCUGCUUCGCGACGGGCACGUUCCUGUACGUCGGGAUGAGUGAGAUUGUGGAGGAGGAGUUUGAGGGUGACAUGCGCAGUGGGCGCACAGACAUAAGCCAGGUGUUUGCGCGGUGGGUCAAGUUCUGCUGCCUGCUGCUGGGCGUGGCCAUGAUCGCGCUCAUGGCAGCGCUGCCGGACGCACACGACCACGCGCACCAGGGCGCCCCCGGGCACGUCCAUGGCGGCCACGCCCACGCGCACGCCCACCAUCACCAUCAUCACCACCACUGA